ACCCCCAAAAUUCAAAUACAAAAACUUGUUCGGGCGCCGUAAGUCUCUCUUGGCGACUUGGCGGACUACACCGCGCCACUUCCCCAUCAACCACCAACUGGUCCAACCACAGUGUCUCGGUGGCCACCGACCCAACCCUACCGAAUCAUGUGGCCCUUAAUGCGCAGGACCGCUCCUACUCUCCGUCUGAAAACCCUUUUCGGAUCCCACCAUCCGGGUCCUCUCAGGAUCCGGCAUUUAUACACCUCCGUCGCUUCGCUAACCGGAGCCUCCACCGGCCUCUACGGCUUCGACCACUUGAAGUCCGCCAAAGGCUUUCAACGUUUCGUCGACGAUGCCAUCGAAAGGUCUGGGGAACUUGUUUCAUACAUCUCCGGCAUGCCUUCGUCCCCCGAAAUUAUCCGAGCCAUGGAUGAGAUUUCCAAUACGGUUUGUUCGGUGGUUGAUUCAGCGGAGCUUUGUAGAAAUACUCAUCCGGACAGGGAGUUCGUCGAGGAGGCUAACAAGGCAUCGAUGAGAAUUAAUGAGUAUCUACAUUAUCUCAAUACAAAUCAUGUACUGUAUGAUGCAGUCAGAAAAGCUGAGCAAGAAGGUAAUCUGCUCACGGAUGAAGCUCAAAGGGCAGCCCGUUACCUACGUGUUGACUUUGAGAGGGGUGGAAUCCAUCUCUCUGCUGAUAAAUUAGAUCGUGUGAAUCAACUAAAUAUAGAAAUUUCUCAGCUGUGCAGGGAGUUCAAUGAAAAUAUUGUUAUUGACCCAGGUUCUGUUGAUAUAUUUCCUCGGUCACGCAUCCCCAAAAGUUUGCACCAUCUCCUUAAACCCAUCUACCGUUCCACAUCUGCUAUAUCAAAGGAAUCAUUGCGGCCGAGGGAUACCAUGAAAGAGAAGGGAUUCCAGAUAACAACAGAUCCACAUACUUUAUCUUCUGUUCUGCAAUGGGCGUCAGAUGAUGAGGUUAGGAAAAUGGUCUAUGUCCAAGGCAACUCUGUCCCGCAUGCAAACCUUGGCGUUCUUGAUAAGCUUAUAGCUGCCCGCCAUGAGCUAGCUCAGAUAAUGGGGUGUAGAUCUUAUGCUGAGUUUGCUGUGAAGCCUAAUAUGGCUUCGUCACCAACGGUUGUGAUGUCCUUUUUGCAUGAGAUAAGCAAGAUAGUCUGGCCCAAGGCUGAGGAGGAGUUUAAGAAAAUUAGGGAUUUCAAAAGAGAAAGAUGUGGUAUAAAAUGUGGAGAUUUAGAGCCAUGGGAUGAGGCAUACUACACAGCGUUGAUGAAGUCUACCACCUAUAACUUGGACUCUUCAGUUGUGGCGUCAUAUUUUCCUUUGAUACAAUGUAUCGAGGGUUUGAAAGUGCUUGUGGAGUCAUUGUUUGGUGCAACAUUUCAUAGCAUCCCUCUGGCACCAGGUGAAUCAUGGCAUGAAGAUGUUCUUAAAUUGUCUCUUCAUCAUCCUGAAGAGGGUGACUUGGGGUAUCUGUACCUUGAUUUAUAUUCAAGGAAGGGAAAAUAUCCGGGUUGUGCUCAUUUUGCAAUUAAAGGGGGCCGCAGGAUAUCUGAAACAGAUUACCAGCUUCCUGUGGUAGCACUUGUAUGCAAUUUUUCUGGUUCACAUAAUCCAUCAACUGUGAGGCUUAACCAUUGGGAACUAGAAACUCUGUUUCAUGAGUUUGGACAUGCUCUUCAUUCAUUGCUGUCAAGAACGGAUUACCAGCAUUUUUCAGGUACCAGGGUGGUUCUUGAUUUAGCUGAAACACCUUCUAACCUCUUUGAGUGCUUUGCAUGGGACUAUCGAGUUUUGAGGACAUUUGCUAGACAUUAUUCGACUGGCGAAAUCAUUCCUGAGAAGUUGGUAGAGUCCAUGCAGGGUGCCAGAAAGAUGUUUGCUGCAACUGAACUACAACGUCAGAUUUUUUAUGCCUUAAUUGAUCAAACGCUUUUUGGGGAGCAGCAAGUCCCUCCAAGAGAUACAAGUUCUAUUGUUGCAGAUCUGAAAAGACAGCAUACUAGUUGGAAGCAUGUGGAGGGCACACAUUGGCAGAGCCGAUUCAAUCACCUUCUGAAUUAUGGUGCAGGUUAUUAUAGCUAUUUGUAUGCCAAAUGUUUUGCUGCAACCAUGUGGCAGAAGCUGUGCCAGGAGGAUCCAUUAUCUUUAACCACAGGAACUGCUCUAAGAAAAAGACUUUUACAGCAUGGGGGAGCUAGAGAACCAGCUAGUUUGUUGAAUGGUCUAGUAGGAGAAGGUAUUUUAAGGUAUUGUGAUGGAGGAAUUGUCCCAGAUAUAACGAGUCUUUGUGAUGAGAUGAAACUGGGUGAAGGUUUUUAAGAGCAGCUCCUCUUGCCACCACUUGGAAUGAAAAACUGAAAAAUGAACAGGGCAUGAUUAUCAACUGGUGGAGGUUGGACGGAGAAAACAGCGGCUCCUCUAGCAGGUGAGUUGAGCCAUAACACGAAGAUGUCAUGGUGACAUCAUCUCUGAUCAAUUUGAGCAAGUGCAAAUAUCCUGGCGAAGUCUUGUGAGGGACUCAAAUGCGUAUGAUGCAGAAAACGAGUAUCCUUUAAUUGCAUUCUUUUUAAGCAAUAUUCAACUUCUUUGGCUCAUCGAUAGGUGGUGACAGAAAAAGAGAUUUACUCUUCUUUUUAGUUGAAUUAAGUACGUGUUGGGAAGAAUUAUGUUUUGUCCAACAGUGCUUCCGUUUCACUUUUAGACCUCCCUGACUGGUUUUGGGCCUUUUCCCAGAUCUCAUUUGUCAAUUUAACAUCUCUCUUCUACUAUUACGAAAACGAAA
Molecule: messenger RNA, 2779 nt
Organism: Alnus glutinosa
Lineage: Eukaryota; Viridiplantae; Streptophyta; Magnoliopsida; Fagales; Betulaceae
Product: mitochondrial intermediate peptidase, mitochondrial
Exons: 17
Coding region: 148-2316 (722 amino acids)
Biological process (GO): proteolysis; peptide metabolic process
Molecular function (GO): metalloendopeptidase activity
Source: RefSeq, a predicted model, not a curated record